Molecule: messenger RNA, 939 nt
Organism: Tupaia belangeri chinensis (Chinese tree shrew)
Lineage: Eukaryota; Metazoa; Chordata; Mammalia; Scandentia; Tupaiidae
Gene: OR6Y1
Product: olfactory receptor family 6 subfamily Y member 1
Exons: 2
Coding region: 1-939 (312 amino acids)
Biological process (GO): G protein-coupled receptor signaling pathway
Cellular component (GO): membrane
Molecular function (GO): G protein-coupled receptor activity; olfactory receptor activity
Source: RefSeq, a predicted model, not a curated record
AUGAUCACCAGGGUUCUGGAAGUAGAUAAUCGUACUACGACAACGCAUUUUAUUCUUCUGGGAUUUCCAACACGACCGUCCUUCCAGCUUCUCCUCUUCUCCGUUUUCCUGGCAACCUACCUGCUGACACUCCUAGAGAAUUUUCUUAUUAUCCUUGCCAUUCGCACUGAUGGGCAGCUGCACAAACCCAUGUACUUCUUUCUGAGUCACCUCUCUUUCCUGGAGAUGUGGUAUGUCACAGUCAUCAGCCCCAAGAUGCUAGUGGACUUCCUUACCUAUGACAAGAGUAUUUCUUUCAACGGCUGCAUGACUCAACUUUACUUCUUUGUGACCUUUGUCUGCACCGAGUACAUACUCCUUGCUGUCAUGGCCUUUGACCGUUAUGUAGCCAUUUGUAAUCCACUCCGUUACCCAGUCAUUAUGACUAACCAGCUUUGUGGUGUCUUGGCUGGGGGUUGCUGGCUCUGUGGGCUCGUGACAGCCAUGAUUAAGAUGGUUUUCAUAGCCCGACUCUACUAUUGUGGCACGCCCCACAUCAAUCACUACUUUUGUGAUAUCUCUCCACUCCUCAAUGUCUCCUGUGAAGAUUCCUCACAGGCUGAAAUGGUGGACUUCUUCUUGGCCCUUAUGGUCAUUGCUGUUCCCCUUUGUGUAGUGGUGGCAUCUUAUGCCACCAUCCUCACAACCAUCUUUAGGAUCCCUUCUGCUCAGGGCCGUAAAAAGGCAUUCUCCACCUGCGCCUCUCACCUGACAGUUGUAAUUCUCUUCUACUCCACAACCCUUUUCACCUAUGCUCGCCCCAAGCUCAUGUAUGCCUACAAUUCUAACAAAGUGGUAUCUGUUCUCUACACUGUCAUUGUUCCUCUCCUCAACCCCAUCAUUUACUGUCUAAGGAAUCGUGAGGUUAGGAAAGGGCUUUGUUGUUGUUUUAUUCUAUAA